AUGUCCUGCUUCUCGCUAUCGCCUGGUCCCUACCAUUCUGGCGCAGACAGUCCUGGGUCGUCCGUGUUCGACCUUCCUACGCAGUCAGGCCGUAACGAGCGGCCUACACCGACCAGCGGCACUGCGCCCGAAGACUCGUUUUGCGACAAUUCGAGCCAGAGGGUAGCAACACCCUCGUUUCUGGUGAUAUCAGGAGGAACAGGAUGCAACUCGAUAUGUUCUGCCUUCGGAAACGCGUGCUAUGCGUUGCCCGUCUCAGACGACGGAGGUUCGUCCAGUGAAAUCAUACGCGUCUUGGGGGGUCCAUCUAUCGGCGAUAUACGAUCGCGUCUUGUACGCUUGAUACCUCCUGCACCGAAGACAUCAUCAUUGGACCGUAUCCGUAACCUUCUCGAAUACAGGUUAUCCGCAGAACGCUCUGAGCGUGAAGCCCGCGACGAAUGGAGGGACAUUGUCGAGGGUCGAAGCCCCCUGUGGUCUGGCAUACCCAACGACAGGAAGGAAAUGAUCAGAGGCUUCCUGGUACACUUCGAGAGUGAGGUGCUGAAGCGAGCACAUAAGAACUUCUCUUUCGUCAACGGGAGCAUCGGCAAUUACUUCCUGUCCGCCGCCCAGAUCUUCUUCCGCUCGCUUCCCUCAGCCAUCUUCCUGUUCUCUUCCAUAACGAAUAGCCAGGCGAACAUCAUUCCCGUCAUCGUCACGAACCAUACCGUGACGAUCGCCGCAGAACUAGAGAACGGCGGCAGACUCGUUGGGCAGUGCGAGAUCUCCCACCCUGUGGUGCGUCCCCCGAGCAUCAGCGUCCUCGGCGCGGAAGAGCACGACGCGGACCCACUGUCUCCCGUGGACGGCCUGGACGGCGUCGCUUCCCCCAGGGGCAAUGUGAUGUUCCAGGCGCAGGACAAGGGGGAGUAUCAGCCCCUUGCUGCACGAAUAACCAAGCUAUACUACAUCAACGCGUACGGUAGCGAGAUUCACCCAACGCCCAACCCUGAGUACAUAACGAACAUGUCGUUGAACGAUGUGUUGGUGUACUCAUGUGGAUCAUUAUGGACGAGUAUCAUCCCGUGCUUAGCCCUGAAAGGAGUUGCGAGUGCCAUCGCACGGUCAAGAUCUCUGCGUGCCAAGGUCCUCCUGUUGAACUCGAAGAACGACCGAGAAACAGAUGGCUACACAGCCGUCGACUACAUCAAGACAAUCGCACGGACACUGAACCAGUCCCAUCACUCCCCGACAUACGGCGGCUUGGGUAGGGUAGACACCACCUACCCAGUCUCCGCGUUCAUCACACACCUCGUCUACCUCCAGGGCACGACCGUCGAAGUGAACGAGGCACUAAUCACCGCAUUGGGAGUCGAGUGUGUUCAGGCCAAGGGCACACUGGACGAAAAGUCCGGCGUCCCACAGUUCGACGCGGAUUGCGUUCGUGACGCCAUGCGUCGUAUCAUAGCGGAGACGGAGGUUCGUGAAUGAACGCGUCUCACUGUAAUCGGACUAUUCCCUCGAACUACCUCGAAUUACCUUCAUUCAUGGACUGAAUACACCUAUGUAAGCCUAGACCAUGUAGAAGAUACAAUUGUGGAAAACAAGAAACAUUACAGAGACACUCGAGGUCA
Rhodofomes roseus is the source of this 1616-nucleotide messenger RNA. Its product is annotated as UPF0052-domain-containing protein. The record is from RefSeq and is a predicted model, not a curated record. Gene Ontology annotation, molecular function: LPPG:FO 2-phospho-L-lactate transferase activity. Bases 1 to 1473 code for a protein of 490 amino acids. The transcript is spliced from 11 exons. Lineage: Eukaryota; Fungi; Basidiomycota; Agaricomycetes; Polyporales; Fomitopsidaceae.